GAAAGCACCUCACUGCAGGCUCAAAAACUCCCUUGGGGUCACCCUAAGACAUUUCACAAGGGCCGUCCAUGAAUUUUCGCGCCAGUGAUAAAACAGGUAUUUCCGUUAAUUUCACACCAAUAGCUAUUUCCCUCCAAUCCUAUGCCAAACCAAAAACCAAUAACAAAAUCCCUCUCAAAGUUUUCCACUCCACACCACCACCACCACCUCUAAACCACCAUGAUCACCACAUCCGAAAUCCUCCGCCACACCACCGCCUUCAUCUCCAAUACCCUCUCCCAAUCCGAGCUCCGCCACCGCCUCUUCUCGACCCUCCGCAGUAAAGUCGCGCCAUCCGAUCAAGCCACCCUAAAACCUCUUAAACUCGCUGCCGAAUCUCUUGAAAACGCUGUCUCCACCUCCAGCCCCGCCAUUCAAUCCUCCUCCCUCCGCCUUGCCGAACGGCUCCUCCUCUCUCAACCCGAAAACCCCUUCUCAACCUUCCUCCUAUCCCUCAUUUACAGCCUUUUAGACCAACCCAUCAAUGCCGCUCUUAGUCUCCUUCAUAUAUUCCACUCCGACCCAUCAUUGGCUCGCUCGGAGAUAGCGCCGGAUCUCUUCGAGGAGCUGUUUUUAGUCCAUCUUCUCCCAGUUCUCCAAUGGUUCACCAAACGAAGAACGACCAUUUUGUCGUCUUCAACCUCAAUCUCAGAUCAUAGCAAUGAUUUUUCGAUAUGCGAUGAGUCGGUGGUUCUUCCUUGCACGAAAUCGUUGUCGAGGAUGACUGAGGGUCAAACUUCAGAGCUGAAGGAUUUGGAGAGCAACUAUGAGGAGGUCCUUGAUGAGAAUUGCCGGGUUCUUGUUAAGUACUUUCACGAAGUCUUAGAAAAUACAGAUGGGAAUUCAUUGAUUAAUCUGCCACCAUUGAAGAACUGUGGGAAAGUUGAUAACUUCCAGUACAGCGAAGAAGAGAAGAUCAAAACGGAGGAGCCUGUGUGGAAAAACGAACGGUAUAAUCCAAUAUGGGCUGAAGGAGAGAGGUUCGUUGAAUUCAACAGCAGCGGAAAAUCCAAAUCUCCACCAUUUUAUCCUCAAAGAGUCUCUCCCGAGGUUCUCACAAACUGGAAAUCCUUUGGGAGAUUGGAAGUAUCGCCGACUCCGAGCUUGGGUUCUGAAGUUGAGUCUGACAAGUCGGCUUAUUCUUCUUCUUCUUCAGAAUCUGAAGCAGAAAUCGAGGAAAAGAACAAAAGAAUGGCGUUUGUGCCUAGACAGAACCGCAUCCAAAAAGAAAAGCAACCCAUUUCUGCAGAAUCUAGUAGUCUCAUGGCAGGUUUUGAUAACCUGCCGAGUGGUGGAAAGCAUACACCUCCCAAGGACUUUGUAUGUCCUAUAACAAGCAACGUGUUUGAUGAUCCAGUGACUCUCGAGACAGGUCAGACAUAUGAGCGUAGAGCUAUCCAAGAAUGGUUUGAUAGAGGGAACUCUUCUUGCCCAAUUACACGCCAGAAGCUGCAUAUUAACCAGUUGCCUAAAACAAACUAUGUGCUCAAAAGGCUUAUUGCAAGCUGGCAAGAACAGAGCUCCAGCUCUGUUCCAAGCCAAGAGGCUGAGCAAAUCAUGAAAUCAACAAUUCCUGCAACUUCUCCUAAUAGUGUCAUAAGCCAAGCCAACAUUGAUGGGACAAUUAGUGAGUUAAGACAUGCAAUUACAAAUCUUUGUGUGUCAGAAGUCCUGAAGGAGUCUGAAAUGGCUGUCCUCCAAAUUGAGCGGUUCUGGCAGGAAGUGAAUAUGGAUGUUGAUAUCCAAACCAUGCUUUCAAGGCCUCAAGUUAUUAAUGGGUUUGUGGAGAUUCUUUUCAAUUCAAUCGACCCGCGGGUGUUAGAAGCUACAGUUUUUCUCCUGUCUGAGAUGGGCUUCAGAGACAAAGAUGUGAUUCAGACACUGACCCGAGUUGACACUGAUGUGGAAUGUAUUGUGGCUCUUUUCAAGAAGGGAUUGAUGGAAGCUGUUGUCUUGAUAUAUCUGCUAAGACCUUCCACGGUUAGCCUAGUGGAGAUGGACAUGGUGGACACCCUCCUAGAAGUUAUUAAGAAGAAAGAGGAGGAUUUGCUUAAAAUGUGUUUGAAGCCCAAAACAGCUGCAGUGCUUUUGUUGGGUCAGAUUCUUGGAAGCAGAGAGGAAAGUUUUCGAUCUUCAACAGCCAACACAGUGAUUUCUGAGAAAGCUUCAGAAAGUCUUAUUGGAAGUUUGAAAGCUGAGUCGGCAGAAGAGAGAAUUGCUGCAGUUGGGAUCUUAUUAAGAUGCAUGGAGGAGGAUGGGAAGUGUAGGCACACCAUUGCUGAUAAAGCUGAGUUGGCUCCGGUUUUGGAGAGCUUCAUGGGCGCAAGUGAUUCAGAACGGUUUGAGAUAGUUUACUUUCUCUCUGAGUUAGUUAAGUUAAACAGGAGAAGUUUUAAUGAGCAAGUUCUUCACAUCAUAAAGGAUGAAGGUGCCUUUAACACAAUGCACUCCCUCCUAGUUUUUUUACAGACUGCACUCCCAGACCAAUGUCCUGUUGUGGCUGGUCUCCUCCUCCAACUUGAUCUACUGGAGGAACCAAGGAAGAUGAGUAUAUAUCGUGAAGAGGCAAUAGAUACUCUCAUUUCAUGCCUCAGAAAUACUGAAUUUCCAGCUGCCCAGAUAGCAGCAGCAGAGACGAUUGUGUCAUUACAGGGGAGGUUCUCUGCCUCUGGAAAGCCCCUUACCCGUGCUUUUCUUCUUAAACGUGCUGGACUUGACAAAAGUUUUCAAACUCUUAUGCGAAUGGAGCAGCUUAGCAAUAUUCCUGGAGAAUUUGAUGAAACUGCGAAUUGGCAGCAACAGGAAGAAGAGAAGGCAGCUCAUGAUUGGGAAAGAAAAAUGUCAUUUGUUCUAGCAAGCCAUGAGUUUGGUCUACUGUUUGAGGCUUUGGCAGAAGGCUUAAAGAGUAGAUAUGCAGAUUUAUGUUCAGCAUGCUUUGUCUCAGCAACAUGGCUCAUGCACAUGCUCAACGUUCUUCCGGACACGGGGAUACGUGGAGCAGCCCGAGCCUGCUUGCUCAAGCGCUACAUAUCGAUAUUCAAAUCUGCAAAGGACAUUGAAGACAAAGCCCUCUCAUUGCUUGCUCUAUACUCAUUCAUCCAUGACCCUGAGGGGCUGCGUGACCUAACUUUCAGCAUGAAGGACAUCAUGAAAGGCCUAAGAGAGCUUAAAAAAUCGUCACCCUUGGCAUUUGAAAUGCUGAAAGUUUUCUCCGAAGGACGUGACUCUAGUUCUCAGGACUUCUGGAGUCAUAAAGAAUUAGUUCAAGUAGAUUGCAGCGAGAAUGGAGAAGUUCUGUCAAUAGCCUGCUUCAAAGACAAAAUAUUUUCCGGCCAUUCAGAUGGAACUAUAAAGGUCUGGACUGGUAGAGGUAGCAUUCUUCAUCUUAUCCAAGAGGUUCGAGAACACACCAAAGCAGUUACUAGUUUGGCAAUUUUGCAAUCGGGGGAGAGACUAUACAGUGGUUCACUAGAUAAAACAACAAGGGUUUGGUCUGUUAACAAUGAAGCAAUUGAUUGUGUUCAAGUACAUGAUAUGAAGGAUCAGGUUCAUAAGCUAGUUGUUUCCAACAGCAUUUCAUGCUACAUCCCACAGGGAUCUGGUGUCAAGGUUCACUCAUGGAAUGGAGGAUCCAAGUUGUUAAAUUCAAGCAAAUAUGUCAAGUGCUUGGCGCUUGUAAGUGGAAGAUUAUACUGUGGAUGCCAUGAUAAUAGCAUUCAGGAAAUUGACUUGGCAACAGGAACACUCAGUACCAUUCAGAGUGGUUCUAGAAAGCUAUUAGGAAAAGCAAAUCCUGUCAAUGCACUGCAAGUUCACAACGGACUAAUAUAUUCGGCUAGUUCUCCCUUAGACGGAGCACCCGUAAAGAUAUGGAGUGCCUCAAAUUACAGUAUGAUCGGAUCACUGCCAACGAUGCUAGACGUGCGGGCUAUCGCCAUAAGCGCAGACUUAAUUUAUCUAGGAUGCAAAGGAGGAACUGUAGAAAUUUGGGGAAGGGAGAAGAACAAUAGAGUGGAAACUCUACAAACCGGCACAAAUGGCAAGGUUAACUGCAUGGUUCUUGAUGGCAAUGAAGAGGUUCUGGUGAUUGGAACAUCCGACGGCCAGAUUCAGGCAUGGGGACUGAGCUAGAAAUAGCAGGAUGCUAUACUAUGAACUCCUGGGAGAACAAUUUUGGGUAGAUAUGUUAAGUGAAAGCAGAAGUAUUACAACCAAUAUUCUUUGCUCCUUUUGAUUGAUUUGAUCCUCUUCCUUUGAAAUUUAUUCUAGGAAAUGUAUAUAGCUAGACCUGAAGAUUAGAUCCUACAGAUGCAGUCCAUUCAAUUGUAACACAUAUUUGUAGCACUGUACAGAAACUGACCCUUAUGCAUUUAUAUAACAUUUUCUCUUGAA
Alnus glutinosa is the source of this 4431-nucleotide messenger RNA. Its product is annotated as putative E3 ubiquitin-protein ligase LIN-2. Lineage: Eukaryota; Viridiplantae; Streptophyta; Magnoliopsida; Fagales; Betulaceae. Gene Ontology annotation, molecular function: ubiquitin-protein transferase activity; protein binding. The coding region runs from base 220 to 4170 and encodes 1316 amino acids. The transcript is spliced from 15 exons. The record is from RefSeq and is a predicted model, not a curated record. Gene Ontology annotation, biological process: protein ubiquitination.